This is a messenger RNA of Xylaria bambusicola, 2809 nucleotides long. RefSeq lists its product as uncharacterized. NCBI's taxonomy places the organism in Eukaryota, Fungi, Ascomycota, Sordariomycetes, Xylariales, Xylariaceae. The coding region runs from base 124 to 2508 and encodes 794 amino acids. The record is from RefSeq and is a predicted model, not a curated record. The transcript has 4 exons.
CUUGAGUCUCCGGUUCAAGAGGCUUACAUCAGCUCAUAAUGCGAAGCUUAUAAGCACCCCUCACCAAGUUCAGGUACUGUUGCGCUACUAGCUACUGCGAAUGAAGUGUUAUGGUAGUAUACGAUGGAGCCAGUGCAGCUGAAAGUCAAUGGUGUCAAGAUAUAUGAAGCUUUCAGAAAGGCAAGCCAGGUUGACGAUGUCUCAGACGCUUCAACAGUACGAUAUCUGCAGUAUCAAAAAGAGAGGUUUCAGCUAUGGGCCCGUAGCUUGGGGUUGUUCCAACAGGGUCAUGCAUCCCUGGACUAUCGUGUCCGGGACGUGUUAGUCAUGAAGCAGCCAAUGUCGUCUAUGUUGCAGGGGCUGCUCGAAAAUCUCGAAGAGUUGGCUUCGAUUUUAUUGGGACAACGCCCUCCCUUCGAGGAACAACGUCACAAUAAGUCUACGAAGAGGGAGGAUAACGAAACUGAAGAAGAAGAUGGAAAUGAAGGCUCAGAUAACAGUGGCAGUGAACCGAGCAGCAUAGGCAGUUCAGAUACCCAGCCAGACAGCGAGAACUCAUUCGGUGAGGCUCAAUAUCGACUCCAACUGAUUUCUGAGGCUAUCGAUUCGCUUUAUAGCUUGGCUACAAAGAUCCGAAAUCCGAAAAACCGGCCUCAGAGAUCAUUAGAUCAAAUAUGUAAGCAUGUACCGCCUCAGCACCGGGCUGGUUACAUCCAGGAGCGCGAGAACUUGGAGACCAUGGUGGUGGCUUACGUGCAACGCCAGCAAGUGCUAGAUCUCUUGGAAGACUCGCAACAGAACACGCCCCAAGAUGAACUAUCUCAGUACUGUUCGGAGGAAAAUUGGCUAAUCCGUCGCGCCGGGGUUGCUAAUGCACGCCGAAAGCUGCAAUUUGUGUAUUGGAGAGAGCAUACUCGACGUCUUGGGGAUCCGACGCUCGAACCUCGUGAGAACCAAGCGAUUAGAGAAAAGAACAGGAACAAGGGUAUCACGCUGCUUGCUGCAGGCUCAGGUAAGGAUAAUGACGAGUCUGUAAUUCAGCCUGCGAGCUCCGUACCGCGGCAGUCCAUGGCUACAUCUGCUACUAAUAUAUCUCCUGGCCUCCUCAAACCCCAUGACGCCAUCUCGGUCAUUUCACGUCAGAGUCGCGUGUCGACUGUCGUCGGCCCAACUGGGGAUAAAGUCACGUGGCCUCCUCCCCCCCUCCAUCUCGCCGAAGGGAGGAAAUUCUUUUCGUGUCCUUAUUGCUUUUUGCUUUGUCCGGGCAGCUAUCUGAGUUCCGAUUCUUGGCGAAAUCACCUCAUUCAUGACUUACAGCCAUAUCACUGCACAUAUGAAGCAUGUCAAGACCCGAAUCGUCUAUAUGGCUCAAGGCAGGAAUGGAUCGACCACGAAACCCAACAUACUCGAGUCUGGCAUUGUCAACAGCACACCAAGGAGUUUCCAACCCAGCCGGAGUAUGUUGAACACCUGCAACAAGACCAUGUGGAAGCAAAGCCUGAGCAUUUCUCUGCUGAGUUGCUAUCUUCUGUAGUAGGACCUUCCACGAAGCUUCAAAGAGAUUGCCCAUUUUGCCCAACAGGUCUUGGUUCCUUGAUUGAAAUGCAGAGACACUUGGCAUUUCAUAUGGAGCGCCUGGCUCUACUUGCACUACCACGGGAUCAAGGCGAUAUGGACACAGAGCGGGGUAGUAAGCCGUCAGAGGAAAGUCAUGAGGCACAGCAAAGGGGCCGUACGAGAUCCACGCGCGAAGAUUUCGAUGGUGAGGAAAACUUCACGAUUGACGAAGAUGCAAACGAAUACGCCAGUAGGAAGUAUCAAAGGAAGUACCAAACCACAAGAACCCUGCCGCUUACAGAAGGUGACAUGGAAAGAUUGUCCCUUUCCACUCCAACAUCGGGAAUCGAUUCGUCUAUAUCCCUCUGGCUUGAUGACAUUAAGACGUCCGAUUCUCUUGAUGAUACGACUUCUGGCGAUAGUGGGAAACUAGCGGAAUCAUUUAUAUCUCUGUGGCCAAAUGUCGUCAGGACGACAUCCAAUUUCUCCGAAGACGAGAGAUCCGAUGGGCACUCUUGUGUGUCAGGAGAUUUUGACAUAAAGUAUCCCAAGUCUUUUCAUCGGCUUCAUAUCGACCGGCAGGUCCGUCGUUUUCUCAAGAAAGUGAGGACGGCUCCAAGGAACACCCUUCUCGAACCCAUUCGCUCGCCAGCGUACCCUCCUCCUGCGCAGCCGACGAUACUGGCGCCGGGAGGUGCCGAACUCUCACAGCUACCGAGCGCACAAGGCUAUGUUGAAUACUUGGGUUGGAUAGGCCCACCUGGCUCAACUGCUACGGGUUCCGGUACUAGCCAACCACGUACCGGUAGAGAGGCCCGUCCUUCUGUAUCGAACUACCAUACACAGGUCCUAUUCAUCCCAUAUAAUAGUCGCAAGAUUCUUGAGCGCUACCUCGGGGAGAUCCUUGGGACUAAUGACUUCUUCAUCGAGUCGAUUUCAGGUUUUCAAUAAUCGGUGGACGGUCAAGGUGCCGCAAGUCCUUAGUGAGACGCAGAUCAAAGAUCUUGAGACGAGAAUCCGAAGGCGUUAUGAUAGAUUCUAUGAGCAAGAACAAAGAAAUUGGUAGUAUAUAGCUAGAAGGGGUCGGAAUGCCUAGACUCCUGACCUUCUAGACGUCACGCAACGAGAAGAUUUCCACCGUAUACCUCGUACCUUGUUCGUGACAGUACCCAAAAGGCACUUAGACAAGUAUAUUGAGUAAAUGUAGUUUCGGCUUCUGAGAACAAUGCCCGGAUUAAUAACAGGAGCUUAA